This is a messenger RNA of Glycine soja, 761 nucleotides long. RefSeq lists its product as uncharacterized. The record is from RefSeq and is a predicted model, not a curated record. The transcript has a single exon. The coding region runs from base 70 to 375 and encodes 101 amino acids. NCBI's taxonomy places the organism in Eukaryota, Viridiplantae, Streptophyta, Magnoliopsida, Fabales, Fabaceae.
AAAUUAAGAUGAAGUUGCACCACAACCUCAACCACCAUUUCUAGACACAUUACCCUCACAAAGUAAGCAAUGGCAUACCAAAACUACAACAACUAUGGGUGGCGAUGCCCCUCUGACGAGUACCAAGUGUACGACCCCCCAGUAGAGGCAACAUAUCCUAGGCAAAAUCAUCACAAGAAGGGUCAUGUGGCAUUCAGAACCAACUAUGAGGAUUCUAUAGCUGAAGUAGAAUCCAACGUUGAGGCUCGAGAACAUAACAGCAGGUUAUGGAAUCACAGUGCUUACAAAAGCGUGGACCAAGAGGCUGAGGCGUUUAUUCAGUAUGAGCAUAAGAGGAUGGAAUUAGCCAGGCUUAUGUCAACAAGGGCUGUCUGAGCCUCUCUUGAAAUAUAUAUAUAUAUAUUAUCAUAGGGGCUUCAUGUGCAUUGUUACAUAUUAUUGUGUAUGGUUAAUUUGUUGUAUCCUUAAAUGGUUAAAAGAUUUUGGGGUGAGACUUUUAUGAUAAAGUUUUACGAAUAAUUCAUCCCUCAAUUUUUUUAGCUCUCCUUUUAAGUUGGUAUCAAAUUGACUCGUAGCACUAUUACGCCCACAUCUCAUAUCAUAAUUAAAUAGUCUACAACUGAAGUACUACUAGGGACUUUCCUUUUUUCUUCUUCCCUUUCCUCUAUCUUUAUUUCACCUAAAUAAAUGCACCAAGGCCUCACACUCAUAUGGCGUGUUGUAAUUGUUUCAGUCCUCUCCUUUCAAUUUUCUUAGAGUUA